GGUUGUCUUGAAAUGAGAAAUGUCGGAGUGAAACUGUCAAAAAAUUCAAAUAAACAUUAGUAUUUCCUUUAUUUUGGGUUUCUAGACUUUUAAAAUGUGAUAAUUGUGUUCAAAUCAACAAUGGCUCAGGGCGUAUUAAGCUCGGAUAUCUCGAGGAGAAAUCCUCAGGACGAGUAUGAGCUGAUUCAACGUAUAGGAAGUGGAACCUAUGGUGAUGUGUAUAAGGCUAAACGUAUUUCCACAAAUGAUUUAGCUGCAAUAAAGGUUAUAAAAUUGGAACCUGGAGAUGAUUUUGCCGGAGGUGGCAGCUGUGGAAAGAAAAGGUGGCUACAAUCAACUCUGCGAUAUUUGGGCUAUUGGUAUUACUGCGAUUGAAUUGGCAGAGCUUCAACCUCCUAUGUUUGACUUACAUCCAAUGAGGGCGUUGUUUCUUAUGUCGAAAAGUGAUUUUAAACCGCCAACUUUAAAAGAUAAAGAGAAAUGGAGUCCAACAUUCCACAACUUUGUGAAAGUUGCAUUGACGAAAAAUCCAAAAAAAAUGCCAACUGCUGAAAAACUUCUACAGCAUGCAAUAUUUCAGAGUGAUAUGAGCAGAAGACUUGCUCUUGAGUUGUUGCAGAAGGUGAACAAUCCAUUACAUAUGUUUACAGGUAUGGAGGCAGAUGAAGAUGGGGCUGUACCCAAUGUACCACAGCGUAUAGCAUCACGGCUCACAUCACGACCCAGAGGUCAGAAUCUUGUUCAAACAGUUGAUGUGGAUAUAGAGAAUAUAGAUGAAGUCAAUAAUACUUUACAAAGAUCAGGACCUUGUAUAAGCUCAAAUGGAGAUAAACCAGAAAACUGGGAUGUUAUGGAUAUCAUGAACAACGUUACUACAGUGCACAAUUGUGUAGAACACCAAAAUGAGAAAUGUGGUUUAGGGGUGGCCUUCGAUUCGUUGAAUCGUGAAAAGAGUCUCUUGCAGUACAUUGACGAAGAGUUAAUGAUGAGGGGAACCUACAAAUAUCAAGUGGCCGACUCUUAUGAUCAACAGGCAACCUUACCAGUUCAAGAUACUGAUUCUAAGUGUGACCUCCAUAACAAUGUAUCCACUCAUAACAAUGAAGGCCUGCUUAAUGGAUCCCCACGUAGACACUCUUCUGUUGAUGAAAUAUUUCCAAUGGUUAAUUCGAUGAAUAAACAAGGACAACGCCAAAGAUCCCUUAGUGAUAGUAGUAAAAACGAAAGGAAAGUUAAUGGGGCUGAUGCAGAAAGUGAUCAUCAUAGUAACAGACCUCCAGAUUUGGUUUCAUAUCCUCCUGUACCGCCUCGUAAGCACCGUAGAAGACAUACACCACCUAGGCCACCUAGCAAUGGACUUCCUCCCACUCCCAAAGUUCACAUGGGUGCCUGUUUUUCAAAGAUUUUCAAUGGUUGUCCAUUGAGAAUUCAUUAUACAGCUUCUUGGAUUUAUCCAGAAACCAGGAAUCAACAUAUUUUAAUUGGUGCUGAAGAGGGAAUAUAUAACCUCAAUCUGAACGAUCUGCAUGAGAAAGACAAAGGAAAGAAGGACGCAAAUAGGCAGGAGAGAAUUGAGCAAACGAUGACUUCUAAUCCAAAGGUCGUGGGUUCGUUCCCCGCCAGGGAUGCCAAUUAUGUUGAGUUGCUUUCUAAUUAUAUAAAAUAAAUACUUGGAAGGUGACUUUUUGUGACGAUUUUUUAUUGACAACUUCGUUCUAACUUAAUCUUGUGUCAUAAUGACAAUAACACACUACAAAAAAUAUAACAUGUAAAGCAUGAAACAAUGAAGUACAGCA
Molecule: messenger RNA, 1796 nt
Organism: Harmonia axyridis
Lineage: Eukaryota; Metazoa; Arthropoda; Insecta; Coleoptera; Coccinellidae
Product: mitogen-activated protein kinase kinase kinase kinase 3-like
Exons: 1
Coding region: 287-1666 (459 amino acids)
Biological process (GO): protein phosphorylation
Molecular function (GO): MAP kinase kinase kinase kinase activity; ATP binding
Source: RefSeq, a predicted model, not a curated record